Messenger RNA from Racocetra persica, 123 nucleotides. The record is from the annotation of a GenBank genome assembly. NCBI's taxonomy places the organism in Eukaryota, Fungi, Glomeromycota, Glomeromycetes, Diversisporales, Gigasporaceae.
AUCAUUUUGCGAUCUCAUUCACUAUCUGCUAAAGCUUACAAAUCUGAUGUUUCUUUUGUUAAGGAGAGACGUCCAGUCCGUGCUUAUAAUAGUGUUUACAGAAUUAAAGAUUCUUCUGCACCA